AUGGAUACGUCAGAUUAUAAUUCUAAAAUACAAGAACUUUUGUCGGAUGCAAGUACGUAUAAAAAGGUUAAAAAUGACCCAACAAAUAACACACUUAAAACAACUAGUGAUCUCAUAAAGAAACACUCCGAAAAAUUAAAUCUAGACUUAAAAUCGAUAAUACCUACGUGUGCUAAACCACCGAAGUUGUAUGGGUUACCAAAAAUACACAAGCCCAAUGCUCCACUACGUCCUAUAGUGAGCCAAAUCGAUUCACCAACUUACAGAUUGGCUCAAUACUUAGCGAAUAUACUCUCACCGCUCAAGGGACAUACAAGAGCACACACAAAGGAUUCCUACCAUUUUGUCAGCGAGAUUAAAGACCUACAUCUGGCAGACAAUGAAACUAUGGUGAGUUUUGAUGUGCAGUCUCUGUUCACAUGCCUACCUGUUGAAGACUGCAUCUCGAUUGUUACUAGAAGGCUAGAGGAAAACAACAUGCCCGUAGAAUAUGCAGUAUUACUCAGACACUGCCUUACAUCUGGCUACCUAUUGUGGAAGGAGGAGUUCUACAAGCAAGUAGAUGGAGUGGCGAUGGGCUCACCUGUAUCUCCCAUUGUUGCCGAUAUAUUCAUGGAGGACUUUGAGGAGAAAGCCCUGCUUACUUCUCCCAUAAACCCAAGAUUCUACAAGCGGUACGUAGACGACACUUUCACAAUUCUACCUUUAGAUAAAGUAACUGCAUUUAUAGACCAUCUUAACUCCUUAAAUUCUAAAGUUCAGUUCACAAUGGAGUUAGAGGCAAACAAUUCUUUAGCUUUUCUAGAUGCAUUAGUAAUUCGGAAUCCUGAUAACACCUUGAGCCACACUGUGUAUAGAAAGAAGACCCAUACAGAUAGAUAUUUAAACGGUGAUUCUCACCACCAUCCUUCACAGUUAGCUACCGUGGGUAAAUCUUUGUUUCAGAGAGCACGAGGGAUCUGUGACAGUAAACACCUGGCCGCCGAGCUCCAACACGUCAAGCAAGUUUUGCACGACAAUAAGCUUCGGGUCCCGCGCCUACGUGUGAACGAGUGA
Molecule: messenger RNA, 1056 nt
Organism: Parnassius mnemosyne (clouded apollo)
Lineage: Eukaryota; Metazoa; Arthropoda; Insecta; Lepidoptera; Papilionidae
Source: the annotation of a GenBank genome assembly